CCGCCACAAUCUGUUGCGUCCUCAGGCGGCCAGGCCUCGAGUCGAGGGAUCAAAGGCACAAACACAACGGCACGACGCAGGCGCGCGCUCUGAAACUAACCAAGAAGAGGGGAGAGGCAAGGAGCAGAGCAAGAAGCGAAGAAGAUGGCCGCCGCUGCCGCUGCUGCUGCCGCUGCCGCCGUCCUGGACGGCGUCUCCUCCUGCGGGAGCACCAACAUGCGCCGCGCCGACCACCACCUCCCUCAGCUCCCGAUCCCGCUGCCCUGCAUGGGCGAGCCCACCGCCGCCUCCCGCGUCUCGCCGGGCUCCUCCCCGGCCCGCUCCGAGGCCUCGCGGGGCGCCCCUGGCUACAACGCCGACGCCGAGGCGGACCCGGAGCCCGAGGCCGAGGCCUCCGUGGGGCGGAGCACGCAGAUGCUGCUCGCGAUGGCCGCCAUGGGCGGGCGCGGCGGGCCCUACGGCCGCCGCCCGGCCUCGUCCUACGGCAGCUGCGCCGCGUGGAGCGCCGGGUCGCUCACCAGGCACCGCCCCGCGUCGCCGUCCCCGAUCUGCAGCCCCGUGAACAGCAACGACGGCGGCGGCGGCGGGGAGGAGGAGGACCGCGAACCGCACGGCGGUGAUGACGCCUCCUCGUUCGUCACGCCACGGAUGGAAGAAGAGCAAGGGAGGGCCAUGAAUCCUUCUGCUACACCACGAAACAUCAGACAGACACCCAGGCACCCUUCUCUGCUGGAUAGGAGAGCUGAAUUAGGGGCCAAUCAAAUGCCUCCAAGAUUCAUUCACAAGACCACACCAGCUAGAUUUAUGCGCCGAGUUCGCUCCUCACAUAAUUUCCGUCAGCGCGUGGGUGCACUAGAUGCUAUCAAUGAAAGGAGACUGCCCAAAGUCAGUGAAGGGGAUGACGAGGGCGGUGAUCAAAAAGACUGGCAGGCUGAUACUGUGUCAUCUCGUAUAUCCUCAGCUCGUGAUUGGAAUUUUGAGUCUGAUGGAGCCUAUGAGGGUAGCAAUCACAGCGAUUGUGCAUUUGGCGAUUCAUAUGGUGAGAACCGUCCAGUUGAAGUGCAAAGGAUGGAGAGGCGGAUCCCGAGCUCUGUGUUAAAACCCCAAGGCAAUUUAGUCCAUGCCAAAUUGGUUGCCUGGAAGGAUGAGCAGAUUGCAAAGCUCAUAGAAAAGCUGAAAAGCAAAGAAGCCGAUAUUGAUGAUUGGCAGAGGAAGAAGAUCGCAAAGGCCAAGCAGAAGAUGAGAAGUGCUGAGUUGAAGUUGGAGAAGAAGAGAGCGGAAGCGGCAGAAAAGAUGCAAAGGUCGAUAAAGCAUGCACAAAAAAAAGCUGAUAAGAAGAAAGUCAAGGAGCAGGCAGCCACUAAAGUUCAGAUAGAUGGUGUUGAGAGAGCAUUGGAUAAGAUGUCAAGGACAGGAAGACUCCCCUGGUCACUAGCUUUUUUGUGAUCCAGCUCUUCGUAUGUGCUUGUACCAGGGAAGGUGGUUUGCCAAACCGUGAAAGCCACUGGCGAUGCGGCAUGGCAGAGCAAUAUGAGUGAAAUCAGCUGCUAAAGGAUUGAAAUCGACAUAUCGCAAAUUAAGAAAAAGAGAGGAUAUAUUGGCAAUUAGCAAUUCUUUGGUGAUGGAAGUUUUGGGUUGUGUAAUACUAGGAUUUGUUUUGAGGCAAUAGUUAUUAGCAUUUAAGCACUGCUUUUGAACAUGACAUGGACAACUGGGGGUGAAUUUUUGGUACUUUCCUGUAUGUUGACCGAUAACUCUUCUAGUGUUCUGAGACAUAAACAUCCUUGAUUCUUACAGCUUUGCUGUGUUAGUGUACAGUACUUCAGCUUUAUGAGUAUGAUGUGAUGAACAAUGCUUAUUCAUAUUUGCUUAA
Sorghum bicolor (sorghum) is the source of this 1873-nucleotide messenger RNA. RefSeq lists its product as uncharacterized. The record is from RefSeq and is a predicted model, not a curated record. Bases 145 to 1446 code for a protein of 433 amino acids. NCBI's taxonomy places the organism in Eukaryota, Viridiplantae, Streptophyta, Magnoliopsida, Poales, Poaceae. The transcript is spliced from 6 exons.